Messenger RNA from Carassius auratus (goldfish), 1072 nucleotides. It is a transcript of the gene ifi27.4, whose product is annotated as interferon alpha inducible protein 27.4. Bases 258 to 665 code for a protein of 135 amino acids. The transcript has 4 exons. Gene Ontology annotation, biological process: release of cytochrome c from mitochondria; intrinsic apoptotic signaling pathway. Lineage: Eukaryota; Metazoa; Chordata; Actinopteri; Cypriniformes; Cyprinidae. Gene Ontology annotation, cellular component: mitochondrial membrane. The record is from RefSeq and is a predicted model, not a curated record.
GCUGCACAUAAUGAUCACUGUAUGACAUCAAAGUACCGCGAGAGCAAUAAGAUUAAUGAAGAAGAAGGAAUGAAGAAGCAAUAAGAUUACUUUCCUGCAGAGACCUGCUGAUUUCCGGCAACGGUUGAGUUUCGGUUUUGAUACGUCAUUAUUCUACUUGUGCACAGGAAGAGGAACAAGGGGCUUUUGUUGGGCUUCAGAUUAAACGCAAAUCCGUGUGCAUGAAAACGUCAUUGUUCUGUACGAUCUUUUAAAUCAUGAAACGCGGACUGUUCACUAUCAUUGGGGUCACAGCUGGGGCAGUUGGUGCGGUUGCAUUGGCCCCCGUGGCGCUCACCAUGGCUGGAUUCACCUCUGCUGGUAUAGCAGCAGGGUCUCUGGCUGCCAGCAUGAUGUCAUCAGCAGCCAUCGCCAACGGUGGUGGUGUGGCUGUGGGAAGUUUGGUCGCUCUCCUCCAGUCUGCAGGUGCUGCUGGACUGUCUGCAGGUGCGGCGGCAGCUGUGGCAUCUGUGGGUGGAGCAGCAGGUGCUGUAAUAGGUGGAGCUGCAGAUUUGUUCUCUCAUUCCAGGAGUCCACCUUCACUUGAGGAGGAAGAUGAUGGAAAUGAAGAAGAAGAAGAGAUAGAGAUGCUUUUUUUGGAGUCCAAAGACCUUGUGCCAAAAUAAGGACUUCUGUUAAUAACAAUGUAUUUGUUUGAGCACUUUGUAUUUGUGUUCAUGUCGGUCAUGAUUGAAGAUAACUCCUUUUUAUUAAUCAACUAAAAUUUUUUAUUUUGCCAGAUUUCAAAGUAUUACCUUUUAAGUAUGAGUGCAAGAAAUUGUAAUUAAAAGGAUUUGUGUCCUUGAAUGUCAUACUUAAAUCUUUACAGCAGAAUUUGGAUUCGUCAGCUAUUUAAACUCAUUUGCUACCUGCCAUUUUUUUUUCGCCUGCUGCAAUCUGACCAGCCCUCGACAUUUCAAGUUAGUCUUUUGUAAAGCUUCUCUCAGCAAUUUUUCUUUCAUAUAAUUGAACUAAAUAAAAAUGUAUAGGCUAUGCAGUAAGCAAAUAAAUGAUGAAUCAGAACAAUAUGAUA